Messenger RNA from Drosophila navojoa, 1941 nucleotides. It is a transcript of the gene usp, whose product is annotated as retinoid X receptor ultraspiracle. Gene Ontology annotation, cellular component: nucleus. Gene Ontology annotation, biological process: regulation of DNA-templated transcription. Gene Ontology annotation, molecular function: sequence-specific DNA binding; nuclear steroid receptor activity; zinc ion binding. The record is from RefSeq and is a predicted model, not a curated record. NCBI's taxonomy places the organism in Eukaryota, Metazoa, Arthropoda, Insecta, Diptera, Drosophilidae.
ACUGGCAGCUGGUGAAUUCAAGUCGCUGUGGUGAGUUUUGUCUUUGUUGAGAAAAAAAAUGUCGACGCGAAAAGUAUUUAAUCAUUAGUCAGAAAAGCCCGUCUAUGCGAAUUCUGCAAAUUGGGAAAUCAAUUCAGCCUGAAGAUAUAACACGACGUAAAACUGGAUAAAGUGGCAAAAGCAAGGCGCAAGUUAUGUAAAUGAAAACGAGUGCAAUAUAUGCAGCACACAAAUUUGCCAGACUCUGCGACACGGUGGCGUUCCUGUCGACCACAAAGUGAAACUGAAGCGGGGAAAGUCGCACACGCAUAGACACACACAUACAUAUAGACGCAACAUUGGCAAGAAGAAGAUCAAUAACAAUAACGAGCAGCAGGAGUGAAGCCUCAGCACAAGAUGGACAAUUGCGACCAAGACGGUAGCUUUCGGCUGGGUCCGAUCAAGGAGGAGGUCAAGCCUGACAUAUCCCAGCUAAAUGACAGCAACAACAGCAGCUUCUCGCCCAAGGCCGAGAGCCCGGGCCCCUUCAUGCAGGCCAUGAACAUGGUCAAUGUCAACAACAACAAUAAUCCCAAUCAGCAGCAGCAACAACAGCAGCAGCAACAGCAGCAGCAGCAAUAUCCGCCAAAUCAUCCGCUCAGUGGGUCAAAGCACCUGUGCUCCAUAUGCGGAGAUCGAGCCAGCGGCAAACACUAUGGUGUUUACAGCUGUGAGGGCUGCAAGGGCUUCUUCAAGCGCACGGUGCGCAAGGAUCUCACAUACGCUUGCCGGGAGAAUCGAAACUGCAUCAUCGAUAAACGGCAGCGGAAUCGCUGCCAAUAUUGCCGUUAUCAGAAGUGCCUCACGUGCGGCAUGAAGCGCGAGGCCGUGCAGGAGGAGCGACAACGCGGUGCUCGCGCCUCCACCGGACGAUUGAGCGGCGGCGGCGGUGGCGGUGCUGCCGGUGGAGCUGGCGGUGGCUCUGGCCCUGGCAUUAGCGUAGGCGGCGGUGGUGUUGGCAGUGGCGCCAAUAGCGCCUCCGAUGAAUUUAUGCCCAACAGCGUAUCCCGCGACUUCACCAUCGAACGUCUCCUGGACGCCGAGCAGCGGGCGGAGGCGCUCAGCGGUGAUCACGCAUUGGCAUUCCUGCGCGUCGGACCCAACUCGGAGGUGCAGCCGGACUAUAAAGGCGCCGUCUCAGCGCUCUGCCAGGUGGUCAACAAACAGCUCUACCAGAUGGUGGAGUAUGCCCGGCUAAUGCCCCACUUUGCCCAGCUGCCGCUCGACGAUCAGGUGAUCCUGCUGAAGGCGGCGUGGAACGAGCUGCUCAUUGCGAACGUGGCCUGGUGCAGCAUCGAGUCGCUGGACGAAGCGAUCGCCGGGGUGGGCCAUGACAGCGCCUUCGAUCGGCGGUCACCGGUGCUGCAGCCGCAGCAGCUGUUCCUCAGCCAGAGCUUCUCGUACCAUCGCAACAGUGCGAUCAAAGCGGGCGUCCAUGCGAUCUUUGAUCGCAUACUGUCCGAGCUGAGCGUCAAGAUGAAGCGCCUCAAUUUGGAUAGACGCGAGCUGUCCUGCCUGAAGGCCAUCAUCCUGUAUAAUCCGGACAUCAGGGGCAUCAAGAAUCGUGAGGAUAUCGAGCACUGUCGCGAGAAGGUCUACGCCUGCCUCGACGAGCACUGCCGGCUGGAGCAUCCGGGCGAUGAUGGGCGUUUCGCCCAGCUGCUGUUGCGAUUGCCUGCGCUGCGUUCGAUCAGUUUGAAGUGUUUGGAUCAUCUAUUCUUCUUUCGCAUCAUCAGCGAUCGGCCGCUGGAUGAGCUGUUCAUCGAGCAGCUGGAGUCGCAGCCGCCGCCGGGCCUGAUCCUGAGGCCGGAGUGAAUUCGAUACGGCUUGUUAUCGAUCGAUAAUGUAUCGCAGCAUGUUGUCGAUCGAUUGUUUCAUUGUGAUUGAGUUUGUUUGCAUUUC